This is a messenger RNA of Saccharomycodes ludwigii, 384 nucleotides long. RefSeq names its product mitochondrial 37S ribosomal protein bS6m (gene MRP17). Gene Ontology annotation, biological process: translation. The transcript has a single exon. Gene Ontology annotation, cellular component: ribosome; mitochondrial small ribosomal subunit. NCBI's taxonomy places the organism in Eukaryota, Fungi, Ascomycota, Saccharomycetes, Saccharomycodales, Saccharomycodaceae. The coding region runs from base 1 to 384 and encodes 127 amino acids. Gene Ontology annotation, molecular function: structural constituent of ribosome; small ribosomal subunit rRNA binding. The record is from RefSeq and is a predicted model, not a curated record.
AUGUUGUACGAAUUAAUUAGUAUAGUCCGUAUUGUUAGCCCAGCAACCUCUAGCAAUGAAGCCAAAGAAUUGGCCACCACAAUCGGCAAGCUUAUUAUACAAAAUAGAGGUGUUGUCAGAGAUAUAGUUCCUAUGGGGGCAAGACGUUUACCAAGUAUUAUUAAAAAAGAUCAAGAACAACAUUUUCAAGGCUACCAUUUUUUAAUGCUGUUUGAUUCCUCCUCUGCUGUCCAAUCUGAAAUUUUAAGAACGUUGAAGAAUGAUCCCCGUGUUAUUAGAUCAUCCAUUGUUAAAGUUGACAACACUAAGAACUGGGAUGUUGCAAGUUCAAUAGAUAGGGCUAAAAUGAAUCAAUCUUUCCUGGAUAAAGAAAAAGUUAAAUAG